CCCAGAAACCUUAUCUCAAUAACAGAGAGUAGCAUAUAUAUGGUUAGGAAAAUAGGGCUUAUCUUCUUGUGAACAGAGAACUAGUUGGGCUGAGAAGAAGAAGAGCUUUGAGCAGCCAUGGCAGCCUUGAGCUGUCAAUUUCACCCCACAGUCUACAAAAGUUGUCGACUUAUUAAAGCUAGACCACCUUCCAUCUCUUGCUCCAUGCAGCCCUCUCAAAGUAAUAUCAAGGUUGUUGUAAAUGGAGCAGCAAAAGAAAUAGGCAGGGCAGCAGUAAAUGCAGUGACCAGAGCUAGAGGAAUGGAGGUGGCUGGUGCAGUGGAUUCAUAUCUUGUAGGAGAAGAUAUUGGAAGGGUGUGUGACAUGGAAGAGCCUCUAGAAAUUCCCAUAAUGAAUGAUCUCACCAUGGUAUUAGGUUCCAUAUCUCAGUCAAAAGCAACAGGAGUUGUCAUUGAUUUCACUGAUCCUUCGACAGUAUAUGAAAAUGUGAAACAGGCAACAGCAUUUGGGAUGAAAAGUGUAGUUUAUGUGCCUCGAAUUCGGCCUGAUACGGUAACUGCAUUGUCUGCAUUAUGUGAGAAAGCCAGCAUGGGUUGUCUUGUUGCGCCAACUCUAUCAAUAGGAUCUAUACUUCUUCAACAAGGAGCAAUAUCAGCUUCCUUCCACUACAACAACGUAGAAAUUGUGGAAUCGAGGCCAAGUGCAACGGAUCUUCCAUCGCCAGAUGCAAUCCAGAUUGCCAAUAACCUCUCUAAUCUUGGCCAAAUCUACAAUAGACAAGAUAUUACAACUGACGUUCUGGCAAGGGGUCAAGUUCUUGGAGAAGAUGGGGUUCGAGUGCAUAGCUUAGUCCUUCCAGGACUUCCCUCCAGUACAACAGUCUACUUCUCUGGCCCAGGAGAGAUUUACUCUCUUAAACAUGAUAUCACUGACGUCCAAUGUCUCAUGCCAGGCCUAAUCUUGGCCAUCAGAAAGGUUGUGCGCCUUAAGGUAACGAAUCAAAUCCCGUUUUAUCUUUUUGAUUUCUUCAACCAUUCUGCUACUCCAUCUCCGAAGUAAGAAUGCCGUUUUCUUUCUGCAUUAUUCUUGCAGAAUCUGGUGUAUGGCUUGGAGAAAUUUUUGUAGAAACCCACAUCAUCUUCUAUCUCCAAAAUCUGGAACUUUAACCUGGGUGUUGAUCAAUCGCUGAUCCAUACCAUAUCAUUCUGCAAACAAAACAAAAAUUCAAAAAGAGGAAGAUUUGAUAACCAAAAUAGCAGAGGGGUAAAAAGAUCUUUUUUCUUCUGUUUCUUAAUGAAAUGUAAUUCAUUGAACUUUUGAGAGACAUUAAAGGCUCGUGGUAUUCGAUUGGAAUCCAACAUGAUAAGGCCAACAAUGUUCAUUCAAACAUGAUCAAGGCUUUUUUCAGAUAUCCACACAGUUGUUAUAAUCCAAGCAGACACUUGUGGCAAUUUAUAUGUUA
Messenger RNA from Alnus glutinosa, 1462 nucleotides. RefSeq names its product dihydrodipicolinate reductase-like protein CRR1, chloroplastic. Gene Ontology annotation, molecular function: 4-hydroxy-tetrahydrodipicolinate reductase activity. Gene Ontology annotation, cellular component: chloroplast stroma. Lineage: Eukaryota; Viridiplantae; Streptophyta; Magnoliopsida; Fagales; Betulaceae. Bases 118 to 1059 code for a protein of 313 amino acids. The record is from RefSeq and is a predicted model, not a curated record. The transcript is spliced from 9 exons.